Molecule: messenger RNA, 2088 nt
Organism: Lachancea thermotolerans CBS 6340
Lineage: Eukaryota; Fungi; Ascomycota; Saccharomycetes; Saccharomycetales; Saccharomycetaceae
Gene: FRE1
Product: ferric/cupric-chelate reductase
Exons: 1
Coding region: 1-2088 (695 amino acids)
Biological process (GO): intracellular iron ion homeostasis; iron ion transport; copper ion import
Cellular component (GO): plasma membrane
Molecular function (GO): ferric-chelate reductase activity
Source: RefSeq, a predicted model, not a curated record
AUGAGAGUGCAAAACCUGCGAUUGUUGGCGCUGGCAGUGUUCAGCUUCGCUGUUACGUGCGUGCGAGGCCUGGAACUCAUCGACUCGUCUCUAGCAUCUGCAUGCAUCUACUACGAAAAGACAUUUGACUGGGGAUGUCACUCCCACGGGAACGGCGCUGCGGCAUACCGUUGUCGGUGCGGCAACGUGAACUGGCUCGGCACCAUCACCAAUUGUAUCGCAAACAACACCAAGAGCCUGCGGCUCAGGAACCACGGGUUCCGGCACGUUGCGCGGAGGUGCUACGAGAAAGGGGAUUUCAACUACACUCUGGCGGACAUGCAGCGCUUCUACGCUAACGGCACAGGGUACCUCAGAGACCCCACCACAGCGGACCUGUCUAGCCCGGUUUUCACCACGCUUCGCGUGAACCAGACGGAGUUCGACUGGUACUACAAGAAGAUGAAAGACCUGACGUUCUCUGUGCAGCGCAGUCAGUGGUUCGGGUGGGGCCUGGUGUUUUUCUGGGCGACCAUCAUUGCCGUUACCACGUUGUUCAAUUUCAACGAAAAGUUUGUGGGGCUGAAGCUCACCGACAACUGGUUGGCUAGGUCGCUCAUGAUCCCCUCUCUCUUUGAAAACAUGACACAGAGAUACCCCCGCCUGAGAGCCAUCUCCCCGGGGCCGCACCCAAACCGCCUGCAGGCCUUGGUCGUGACCGCCUUUGUGAUCCAAACCAUAAUAACGGUGGGCGUGGGCUACGAAAUGAAACUGCCUCAUCCAUACUUGACGACCAGGUGGUUCAUGAACUUGGACCUGGUUAGUUAUCGGGUGGACCUGAUGGCUCUUUCGCUUUUCCCCGUAAUCUACUUCUUCGGUAUCCGCAACAACCCCUUCAUUCCGCUGACUGGUAUGUCAUAUACCACAUUUUCUUACUUCCACAAGUGGUGUGCCUAUGUUUGCGUGGUUCUCGCAUUUAUUCACUCUAUUAUAUGGACAGUUUAUGCUAGACACGACGGUGGUUAUAAGAUGUGGGCAAUGGACUCUUACUGGCAGUAUGGCAUAGCCGCGAUGACUUUGAUGGCCCUUCUGGUCUUCCACAGCUUCAAGCUGCUAAGAGACAAAAUCUAUGAGGUGUUCCUGUUUUUCCACCAAAUGAUGAAUAUCUUUUUCAUUGUGUGCAUGUACUACCACCUUAACAAGUUGGGCUGGCUCGGAUGGGUUUGGUCCAUGGCUGGUAUCCUGUGUUUCGACCGAGCAGCCAGAAUCGUCCGCAUUAUUUUAAGCGGUGGAUUGCAGAAGUCUACUCUCACUGACUGUGGGAGCGGAGUUAUUAAAUUGACAGUAAUGAACCCCAGAUUCCUAACCUAUAGACCCGGCUCUUAUGCAUUCAUCUAUUUCAUGAGCCCACAGGAUCCUUGGUACUAUCCAUGGCAAUCGCACCCUUUCACGGUGUUGAGUACUGCAAAAGGAAAGGGCAUACACGGAAACGAGAUGGCAGUGUACUUCAAAGCUCAGAAAGGUGUUACCGGGCACAUGCUCUAUAAGCUUCUCAGAAGUGGCGAGGAAUCCAUAAACAUAAGAGUCAUGGUUGAGGGCCCUUACGGUGACACCUUGCCUCAGAUCGCCAAAGUGAAUAGGAGAAUUGUUGGUGUCGCUGCUGGGUUGGGUGUGACAGCCGUUUACGCUCAAAUUCUCCACCUGUUAGAAGCACAGGUACCCGAAAUGGGCUGCAAGUUGUAUUGGGCUGUUAAUGACCUAAGCCAUGUUUCGUGGUUUGAGGAAGAAUUGAAAUGGCUUCUUUCCCAGAAGUGUCAAAUCACCAUUUUGUGCACUUCACCAAAAGAACUCGAAGAGACAGGUUCCUCAUUUAACACAGACAAUAAGCUAUUAGAAAUUCUGGAUGUGCGCAGCUUAUUUGCUAGGCCUGAUUUGAGAGCUUUGGUUUCAGAAGAGGUCAAAGAAGCUUCAGAUCAAUCUAAAGAUCUAACUUUCAUCAGCUGUGGUCCUUCUACAUUCAACAUAGAUUUCAGAGCAUCGGUAUCGAACACGCUUCGCCAAAAGCAGAGCAUCGAUGUUGCUCUCAAAGAAGAAAGCUUCGUCUGGUGA